Centruroides sculpturatus (bark scorpion) is the source of this 658-nucleotide messenger RNA. RefSeq names its product neurogenin-1-like. NCBI's taxonomy places the organism in Eukaryota, Metazoa, Arthropoda, Arachnida, Scorpiones, Buthidae. Gene Ontology annotation, molecular function: protein dimerization activity. The record is from RefSeq and is a predicted model, not a curated record. The coding region runs from base 68 to 595 and encodes 175 amino acids. The transcript is spliced from 2 exons.
GUCACGUGGACUGCCAUUGGAACUGUCAUUCUGGAUAUAUCUAUGUUUGUGGGUGAAGCUGGCUUCCAUGUGGAACUGUCAGAUCAAUGAAGAAGAAACAAUGACAGGAGACAGUCAACUGUCCAUCCCUACUCCAAGCACUUGCAAUGAAGAUAGCUGUUCUAGCGACUACAACGAUGCUUCACCCAUGUUGUGGUCAGUAAAGAGUAUAGUCAACGAAGAUUCAAAAUCGAAUGGCUCGGAUACAGAAACCAAUAGGAGAAAAAGAUACAGCAAACCUCGCACGAGAAGCCGAAGCCCUUCUGGCAUUAUAAAAAUCAAGAAAAAUAGAAGGUUAAAGGCAAACGAUCGAGAAAGAAAUCGAAUGCACAUGUUAAACGAUGCUUUGGAUCGAUUGAGAACCGUAUUACCGACCUUCCCCGAUGAUACUAAACUUACUAAAAUAGAAACUCUCAGGUUUGCCCAUAAUUAUAUAUGGGCUUUAUCGGAAACUCUUAAGAUGUGUGAAAAUAAGGAUCGUGAGAAUAUGGCACUCUAUGGAAGUAAAGAUGUUCCGUCCGGUUCUUCCAUCCACAAUUUGGAUGCCUCUCGAUAGUUAUCCCCCGGGUAGCAUUACAAUUACGAGUAGUAACACGGCAUAAGUAUACUUUAGCCUUCG